Messenger RNA from Strigops habroptila (Kakapo), 4206 nucleotides. RefSeq names its product transmembrane protein 150C (gene TMEM150C). The record is from RefSeq and is a predicted model, not a curated record. The coding region runs from base 2040 to 2789 and encodes 249 amino acids. The transcript has 8 exons. NCBI's taxonomy places the organism in Eukaryota, Metazoa, Chordata, Aves, Psittaciformes, Psittacidae.
AUGGCGCAUCCACCUCUUCUCUGGGCAACCUGUGACAGUGUUUUACCACCCUCAUUAGGUGAUGGUGUGGGUAAGCAGAUGCUAAUACAGCCUAAUCUGUUCCCAUUUUUUGGUGACUAAAAGGCUCCAUUUUUUUGGUACACUUCCCCUAUCUCCAUUAGGUUUGUGUUGGCCCGACCAUUUCCUUAGUAUGCCGAAUGUAUUUACAGUGUGUGAAAUGAGACAAGAAAUAUGUGCGGAUGUUUUUGUGGGUGGAAGCAUUGCCUCUCAAAAUUGUUGCAGGAUUACUGAAGCAUCUCCUGCUUCCCCCAUGUGCAACCCAGAGAUGUUUUUACCUUUUUCCAUUCCUCUGUUAUAUAAAUGAAUGAAAAUGGCAUUUCUGUGCACCCUUGAGAUGGUAGGUGGGUACCUGGAACAAGCAGAGCAUCAUACCCUGCUGACGGACAGGAUCGCUUCUUUUCCUGUUAUCCCAUUGUUUUGUUUUCCUGUUAUUACUUACAAGUCUUUCGUAUGCCUUGUCUCUCUCAUUGUGCAUUCAGGCUGGGAACACUGAGAUAAACCUGAAAAUGCUCUGCUUUGUUAUGUUGGCAUUUGUGACUUGUGGGUGGCAGGUUGUGUAAUGUGCUGGUUUGUAUCUGCUCAGUUACAGUGAUUAGGUAUCAAGUGACUGUGGUUAUUUUUGCUUUUAAGUGCAACGGAGAGCUAGAGUGGGCUCCUCCAAAAGACAAAUUGUGUUUGUUCCCUUUGAUUGUUGCUGACUGGCAGCAAUCCUUUAUGACUUGCCAUUUGUUUUGGACAGCGUCCUCCUUCUCCCAGUUCUUCUGGCUCUGUACCUAUUCUCUGAAAUGACGCAAUGGCCUCACACUGUGGAAUGCAAGAGCAUUGCUCUGGCUUAUUAUGCAGCUUGUGUAUGGGCCCUUGAAAUGCAUGCUCUAGUCUUAAAAAAGACAUAUGACGCUGUUAAUGUCCUUCUCUACAUUUAUGUUCUUUGGUGAAAGCAACUUCAGGAAGAACUUGUACCUUUGCUUGGCGGAUGAAAUUAAGAUGCCAACAUUAAAUGCAAGCGGCAGUGCAUGUUUGGUGAGCUGCCUGCUGUAAUUGAAGUGUGUACAUUAGAGGAAUGGGAGCUUAAUUGGUUGAGGGGGUGUAGUGGGGCAGUGGUAAUAAAAGCAGAGCAAACAGUUGACACAAUCUGAACAGAUUUAGAGAUAAAAAUGGGAAUAAAGAUAAGGGAGUAAGCCUGUAUUAAAAGAAAUUCUCAAGACACACCCUGUGGCGGUGCUAAUGUGAAACCCUUUGCAGUUCCGCACCCUGACCCAUGAUAACUGGCAGCAGGAGUGCACCUCGAUGGGGUUUUUGCAAUGCUGGGGUGAAACCAUGAGUCAAGAGAGACUGGAAAACCACAGUGCUAGACUUCAGGAAGGUGGGCUGCCUCUAGCUGGGGUCAGCUGUGAAGCUGGAAACGUGUUUUUAUUAGCCUUGGGGAUCCAUUGCACCACGAAGGUUUUUUGUCGCUGAAGGCUUACUGAGCAAGCCUUAAAAAUGGAAGACAAAUGGGUUCGUGCAAUUACCAACUGUCUUCUGGGCGCAGUGGGUUUAUGUGGGAAAACAUGGGCCGGUGAAGAUGGCUUUUGUCGCCAGCUGGAGUUGACUGCUCAGAUUUGGCAUCACUGGUCAUGACAGCAAUGCAGAACAGAGCUGUGGAGAGGAAGGCUGGCUUUAUGUCAUCCCUGUGGAGCAAUUAUCCGUUAAAGAAAUUGUUUCUACAUUUCCCACGGAGAAUUUAGUGUAUUUUUCCUAUAGCUCUCAGCAUUUUAUUUUGGCUAAACUGCUGUGGUGCUGCAGGGGAGGCUGUCAUUUGGGUUUCUCGUGCUCUUGUUCCUGUCUGCUGUUACAGGUGCUGGUCUUAGCAUGCACGGAGGUCUCUCAGCUUGAAGACGUGAACAUCGGGGUCACCCUUGAAGAGGACAAGUUAAUCCGAAGGGAACUGCUGAGAGUGAUGUCCACUGAGCACUAGUGCAAAGCUAGUUGCAGCAGGUAUGGAUGGGAAGAAAUACAGCGUGUGGAUGUUUUUGCCUCUUGUGUUUACCGUGUUUACAUCAGCUGGAUUAUGGAUAGUGUACUUUAUAGCAGUGGAGGAUAACAAAAUUAUCCCACUAAAUGUACCAGAUAGGACACCCGGUUCCAAAAGACCACCUUAUAUAAGUAUUGCAGGUGACGCGCCUCCCGCAAGCUGCGUGUUUAGCCAAGUCAUGAACAUGGCGGCAUUUCUAGUACUUGUUAUGGCUAUCCUGCGCUUCAUUCAGCUGAAGCCAAAGGUGCUAAACCCUUGGCUGAACGUCAGCGGCCUGGUGGCGUUAUGCUCAGCCUCUUUUGGGAUGACCCUACUCGGCAACUUCCAGCUUUCCAGCAAUGAGGAGAUCCACAACGUGGGCACAUCACUGACCUUUGGCUUUGGGACCUUGGCGUGCUGGAUCCAGUCUGCCCUCACCCUCAAGAUCAACCUGAAGAAUGAGGGACGGAAAGUCGGGAUUCCACGAGUCGCCCUGUCAGCCAGCAUCACCCUCUGUGUGGUGCUCUAUUUUAUCCUCAUGGUGCAGGGCAUUCACAUGCAUGCUUCCAGGAUCCAGUGGGGCCUGGUGAUGUGCUUUCUGUGCUUCUUAGGUACCUUCGCAGCGGAGUUCAGGCACUACAGAUUUGAAAUCGUUUGCUCUGAGUACCAGGAGAACUUUCUGAGCUUCUCCGAAAGCCUAUCGGAAGCCUCCGAGUACCAGACAGAUCAGGUGUAGCCUGUCCUCUGGUGGGGGGAGCGGGGUAGGUGUGGUCUCGUGGGUUAAACAUGACCUCAUUUACACUUCUUUGAUGAGUUUAUUUUCAUGUGCAAUCAUUAUCGUAUUGCCAAAGGCCUCUAAGGGUGGCUGUUGUGUUAGGAGCCAAAUAGGUGUCUGCUGGAAGAGGAGUGGAUCCUUCUCGGUGGCAGCAUGAGGGAGCACAAGCUGUUUAGUUUGUGCUACCAAUGACUCUUUCUGAGUGACUCUGUCACACUGUUCAAAACGCUCAACAGCCAGUCCUCAUGAUGCCCCUCCAGGACAGGGCACUCCUCAGCCUGUUCUGCAGAGGAAGAGAUGAAGGAAAUUGACUUCUCUAGACAGCAGGAUUCUUCAGGAGUCGCUGUUUCCCAUGUCAUCAGACUGCAACUUCUGUGAGUUUCUUGUGUUGUUUUCUUUGCUGCCAACUCGUGUAACUUGGUAGAGUGAGAAAGAAUGGCUGUUUCUUCUGGACUUGGAAUCGUGCAGUGGAAGACCCCAACCGACUGGCUUUUAUGGUGAGCAGGCAGGCGUUUUGUCCAGCCUGGAAGCUGGGUUUGGCAGAAGCUGCUGUGAUCAGGAAGCAAGACUUGGCCAGUGCUGCCGUAUAGCUGGGCAGACCGUCCUCCGGCCAGAGGAGAUGGCACAGUGAGGUGCUGAGCUUGGCUUCGUGUUUCACACUCAGUGGUGGGGACUGGUGGAAGUGAGGCACUGAAUUAAGAUGGGAAUGCCUGUGAGCUCUGAAGAUGACCCAGAAAAGGCUGCUUUUUGUAAGUGCAUAGUGCUUCUACCACAUAUCAUCUAUGGCAUUUCAAAAGCUUUUGGUUUUGUUUUUAUUCACCAAGAGGGAAAACAUUGUUAGCAACACUGGGUUCACCUGCAGUGAGGACAGAACCAUUGCAGGUGGUUCUGGGCAUAAGGUUUGGUUUUGCUCCUUCGUGCACUUAGAGCAAAAAGCAAGAGCUCAAGGCCCCUGUUUGAAAACCUGACUUUGGGAAGGCUGCAUUAUUGUCUGUACAGGGGAGCGAUCAGAGUUGCUUCUCAUGAACACGGCUCCUGUUUUCCACCGUGAGCCAGGCUCAGCUUAGGUCUGCAUCUUGUCUGCGCUGCAGGAAAAUAAGCAGAAAUUAAAAUGGUGACAGAAGGUGUUUGAAGGGGAACUCAUACCACACCAUGGCAUUUCCGACAGAGGGAGGAGGCACAAGGGCAUUCAGUCUUCUGCAAAGGCCAAAGGCCUCUCCUGAAAGGAGAGACAGUUGGGAAAAACUUGUGUCAAAACUAGUGUAAGUAGAAAGCUUUCAGCCAGCCCUUUAUCUUCUGAGGGCCAAAAUUUGUUCUCAUGCAGCUGUGUUGUAAAUCCAGAGCAUCUCCAGCCAACAGAGAGUUGUUGUUGCACUGC